CUUAUAAAGUUAAAGCUAAAGCUAAAUUUACAGUUAAAGUAAGCUGGUGCAACCCAGUCACUAUCCAUAUAGUCAUAAGUCAGCUGUUAUUUGUUUACAUCUGCGGUUUAGAAAAUGGAAACAUAAAUCUAAAGCGAAGUAAAAGUUGAAAAUAAUGUCGAAUGUGCUUAUGAUAAGACAUCUUCCACAUUCAUUAUCAUUCAAAGAUAAGGAACAGCUUCUAAAACAUUUUGGAGCUGAUAAAAUAUGGGAAACGAAGAAAAAGAGAAACUAUGUUUUUGCCGCCUUUCCAAGUAUUGAAAAAGCACAAUCUUCUUUAUCAAGGCUGCACCAGCUAGAAAUAGCUAAAAGGCGUCUGGUUGUAGAAUAUUCAUUUGAAAAGGAACCGUUAUCUAAGGCUACAAUAAACUUAGAAGCAAACUCAGUCAUAACUAACCACAUUAAAGACUUUUUACAAAGGUUGACAGCAUGGAACCCAUCGGUAAACUUCUACCAGCCACCUCCUCCUCAUCUGAAAUACGAAUAUCCGGAGGUAAGCCCACAUAUCGCUGUGAACAUAAUAUCCGCGCUAUACACACACAAGCCUCUUUAUGUCCAAACGCUCCACUUAAUGAAUCGAAUGUCUCUGGAUUUACCUUUUAAUGAAAAUAGCGUCGCUGUUGAAUUCUUCAAAGACACUUUCAGACAGUACUUUAUAGAUGAGAUAGCAGUGUUGCCUCCUGCCGCAGUAAGUGACCCAGAGAGUGAAAUAUCCAGUGAUGAAGGUGGCAAAGAAAAGCAACAUCUGCCCCAGCUCGUUAAAAGGAAGCAAACCUUGCCAGUCUCCAGAAAACGACCGGCUGCAGUUCUUUCAACAGCUACACUGCCAAAAGCAAAGAAAAUACAUGUCACUCAGGAGGAGGUAUUUGAAACAGUCACACCUUUGGUUGACACAAAGAAGAUAGCUGUUGUAGUUCAUCAAGACGCUUUACAGAAGAAAACCGAGGAGCCCGAAGUGAUUGGUGGUCUAGGAACAUUCCAGAAGGAUGAUAAACCUGAGGAGGAGCAGAAACCACAACAAGAGGAGGAGCAACCUUCAAUAUCUAAAAGAGAACUGUUAAAGAACAGAAUAUCAUACAGCGACAUGAAAGUGUUGCCAGUGUACAAAAACUAUCAUCCAGGUCAGCCAUCCAUGAGAUUGUAUAUUAAAAAUCUAGCAAAAUCGGUCACCGAACACGAUGUGAGAAGAAUAUACAAACGCUAUGUGGAUCAUAUACCAGAAGAGGAGCAAAUAGGAUUUGAUGUAAGAGUGAUGCAGGAGGGCAGAAUGAAGGGGCAAGCAUUUGUUACAUUUCCCUCUGAGCGUAUCGCUGAAAAGGCUUUGAGUGAGACUAACGGAUACCUGUUAAAAGAAAAGCCUAUGGUUGUGCAAUUUGCUAGAGUUGCAAACCAAAAGAAGACCUAGCAUUAAUAAAAA
This is a messenger RNA of Aricia agestis (brown argus), 1456 nucleotides long. Its product is annotated as RNA-binding region-containing protein 3. The transcript has a single exon. Gene Ontology annotation, cellular component: U12-type spliceosomal complex. NCBI's taxonomy places the organism in Eukaryota, Metazoa, Arthropoda, Insecta, Lepidoptera, Lycaenidae. Bases 155 to 1444 code for a protein of 429 amino acids. The record is from RefSeq and is a predicted model, not a curated record. Gene Ontology annotation, molecular function: pre-mRNA intronic binding; U12 snRNA binding. Gene Ontology annotation, biological process: mRNA splicing, via spliceosome.